AUGUCGCUUGUCUUCGCGCCAGAAGAAAUGGAACACACAGCGUACACAUCUGUCAACAUGCGACCCGACGCUCUCACUGUGGGCCAAACUAGUAACUCAGACGCCAAUGCCCGAAUCAAGGACUUCUUCAAGGACCCUCCCUACGUGAUAGCUGCCGGUGACUUCCCCGGCGACCUCACUCGGAAGAAAGCCCAACGGGUUGAUGCAGUUGUGGAAGUCAUUGGACUUGUCGCCGCCACCGGUGUCUUCGAAGCUGCCACCCCGGACCAACUGGCGGACGGCCGCAUUCCACUAGCCAACGUUCAGACGGAGGGCCUUCUCGAGAUUGGUGCGCAAUUCGACAACGCGUAA
Molecule: messenger RNA, 351 nt
Organism: Colletotrichum truncatum
Lineage: Eukaryota; Fungi; Ascomycota; Sordariomycetes; Glomerellales; Glomerellaceae
Source: RefSeq, a predicted model, not a curated record